This is a messenger RNA of Capsicum annuum, 695 nucleotides long. Its product is annotated as universal stress protein A-like protein. The record is from RefSeq and is a predicted model, not a curated record. NCBI's taxonomy places the organism in Eukaryota, Viridiplantae, Streptophyta, Magnoliopsida, Solanales, Solanaceae.
CAAAGACCUCAUCCAAAUACCACUCCUCAAACCCAUAAAACCCAGCUACAAAGUAACCGCCAACAGGUUUCUCAAUCCAACCGGCUGCGGCUCUCAACUGGUCCCUCCAACUCCCCCACACUCGCACCACUAUAAAUACCGAUAGAUUCCUUCACUUUCCUAAAAUCAGCAGAAAGUCCAAAGACACUGUACUUCUUAUACUGAAAACUAAUCAUUCGUCGUUUUGAGGUCCUGAAUUUGGAUUAUUUUAGACCGUCGAUCAAACAAAGGAUGGCAGAGGUGGCAGCAAAGGAACGGAAGAUAUUAGUCGCCGUUGAUGAGAGUGAAGAGAGCACUUACGCUCUUUCAUGGUGCAUAGAGAACAUAAUCACCGGAAAUUCCACUGAUACCCUUAUCCUUCUCUACUCAAUUCCACCGCGAGCUGUUUACUCUUCCUUGGACGGAUCAGGUGAGAAAGAUAGCCCUGAAGGGUAUUUGUUUUCAUCUGAUAUAUUGGCGAGCAUGGAGAGGUACAGCAACGAAGUAGCACAGUGUAUUAUGGAGAAAGCGAAACGAGCCUGCAAGGACUUGGUUGGGGUUAAGGUGGAGACGAUAGUCGAACAUGGAGAUGCAAGGGACGUGAUUUGUCAGGCGGCGGAGAAGUUACAUGUUGACAUGCUCGUCAUGGGAAGCCAUGGUUAUGGUGUUAUCAAGAG